Alternaria ethzedia is the source of this 1098-nucleotide messenger RNA. RefSeq lists its product as uncharacterized. The transcript is spliced from 3 exons. NCBI's taxonomy places the organism in Eukaryota, Fungi, Ascomycota, Dothideomycetes, Pleosporales, Pleosporaceae. The coding region runs from base 1 to 1098 and encodes 365 amino acids. The record is from RefSeq and is a predicted model, not a curated record.
AUGCGUCAAGGGACGGGUACCUCUUCCGCACCCUUUGGCUCAAUCCAAUCAGCCGUCAACGCUGCUGCGCCUGGCGAUGUGAUCCUUCUACGCGCUGGUACAUACAAGCCCACGACAAACAUCCAAAUCACCAAGAGCGGCACCAGGAUCCAGCCCAUCACACUCCGUUCCUUCGAGAAGGAGAAGGUCAUCAUCGAUGGCGAAAACAUGCCCGGCACACCGUACGCUCUAGACGAGUCUCUACCGAACAAAGAGCGCGGUGCUCUCCACAUCGAGAAAGCGAACUACUGGAAGUUCUACAACUUGGAGAUCAUCAACGGCCCAUACGGCGUAUACGCCCGCGACGCGUCGCACAACCACUACGAACUCCUCACCACCCACGACAACUACGAAACCGGUUUCCAACUCCAGGGCGCCUCCUCCAACAACACCGUAGUAUACCUCGACUCCUACCGCAACCGCGACCCGCGCAAGAACGGCGAGUCCGCCGACGGCUUCGCCUGCAAAGAAGGGUCGGGCGAAGGCAACGUCCUGCGCAAUGCGCGCUUAUGGGAGAACGUCGACGACGGCCUCGACCUCUUCAUGUUCGGCUCGUCCGUCACACUGGAAGAAGUAUAUGCAUGGGGCAACGGCUUCAACCGGUGGGACUUCACCUCUUUCGAGGGCGACGGCAACGGCUUCAAGCUCGGUAUCACGGACAACCCGCCUGCCAACCACAUUGUGCGCAACUGCAUGGCGUUCUCCAAUGCGAAGAAGGGGUUUAUUGACAACGGGAACCCUGGUAGCUUGACGGUCGAGCGCAAUACCGCGUGGAAGAAUGGUGAUGUGGGCUUCAAUUUCCGCAGCUCCAGCUCGACUAUGAAGAACAAUAUUGCUGUUUCGAAUGUGGGUAGCUCGCAGGUUAGCCUCACCGCGUCGGGUAUCAAGGCGACGGGUAAUUCGUGGCAGUCGGGCAGCUGGUCGGAUGCUAGCUUCGUGAGCGUUGAUCCUGCUACCUUGAAGAAGGCAAGAGGUGCUGAUGGAAGGGUUCCGAAGAGCGACUUUCUCGUGCCGAAGAGCGGUGCUGCUAUUGGCGCGACUACACAGUCUGAUGUCUGA